Dermatophagoides pteronyssinus (European house dust mite) is the source of this 1573-nucleotide messenger RNA. RefSeq names its product phosphatidylinositol glycan anchor biosynthesis class V (gene PIG-V). Gene Ontology annotation, biological process: GPI anchor biosynthetic process. NCBI's taxonomy places the organism in Eukaryota, Metazoa, Arthropoda, Arachnida, Sarcoptiformes, Pyroglyphidae. Gene Ontology annotation, molecular function: alpha-1,6-mannosyltransferase activity; GPI mannosyltransferase activity. Gene Ontology annotation, cellular component: mannosyltransferase complex; endoplasmic reticulum membrane. The record is from RefSeq and is a predicted model, not a curated record.
UUUCGUUUUCUUUAUUCGUAAUUUGAUUUUGGAUAAAAUCUAAACAAACCAAAAUUAGAAUGCCAUGGUCUCAAAUUCAUGGCCAAUAAUCAUAAUAAGAAAAUGUUUACAAUCAAGAAUUCAAUUAACAUUGAUAGCAAUUGUUGCCGAUCAAUUGAUUGUUGAUCAUCAUGCCGAUGCUUAUCAUAAUGAAACAAUUUCGAAACAUUUUUCUUCGAAACAUGGCUGGAUUGAACAAAUAAUUCUUCGGUUGAUGAAACCAUUCAUAUCAUGGGAUGGUCAAUAUUUUCUAACUAUUGCCAUGAAUGGCCAUUAUAUUGAUGAACAAAUGUUGGCAUUUUUUCCAUUAUAUCCAUUGUUGAUUAGAAAUUUUGCUACAAUAUUAUCGUUAAUAACAUUACCAAUCAUUCAAUUUCAUUGGAUUACAUUGAUUAUUAUUUCAGCCUAUCUAAUCAAUUUGAUUUGUUUUUGUUUAUCAUCAUGUUUACUAUAUGAAUUAAGUCGACAUUUUUUUAUCAAUCAUGAUGAUAAUGACAAUAUUCAUAAUGAUAUUAUGAAUAUUGUUGAAUUAUUCAUCUAUAAUCCAGCAUCAAUAUUUUUUACAGCCUGUUAUACAGAAUCAUUAUUUACAUCAUUAACAUUGGCUGCACUUUAUUGUUUAUAUAUUGGCCAAAAUUCCUUAUUGGCAUCGUUAUUAUUUGCAUUCAGUACAUUGACAAGAUCAAAUGGAAUCUUAUCAAUUGGUUACAUCAUAUUCUAUCAAAUUUGUUUGAUUUGGAUUGAAUUUGAAUAUAAAAAUCGAAAAUUUCAACAAAAUAUUUCGACAAAAAUUUUUGUGAUAUUGAAGAAUUUAUUUAAAACUUUCGUUUUAAUGAUAAUAAUCAUUGUGCCAUUUUUACUUUACCAAUAUUAUGCUUAUAAAUUAUUCUGUAAUAAUGAUUUAAUCACUGAAAAAAUUUCACCAAAUUGGUGUUAUAAUUCAACAUUCAUCAUUCCAUUAUCAUAUCAAGCAAUACAGGCAAAAUAUUGGAAUAUCGGUUUUUUACGAUAUUAUCAAUGGAAACAAUUACCAAAUUUUCUUAUUGCCAUUCCAAUUCUUACCAUUAUUCUUUAUUCAUCAUAUGAAUAUUUUUAUACAAAUUUUCAAUUUAUUCAAUCAAUAUUUCGUAUCGAUAAAUAUCAUCAGAAUAUUGAUAUAAUGAAAACAAAAUCAUGUUUACCAUUUGUUAUACAUUCACUAUGUUUAACAAUAUUCUGUAUAUUAUUCAUGCAUAUACAAGUUGCUAAUCGUUUUCUAUUAUCAUCAAAUCCAUGGCCAUAUUGGGCAAUAUUUCAUUUGGAAAAUCGACAAAAAAAUCGAUUUUUAUCAUCAAAAUUACAAAUUACAAAAUAUCAUUUAAAAAUUUCAUAUCGUCAGUUAUGGUUUUUUAGUUAUUUUAUUCUUGGUACCGUUAUGUUUGCAAAUUUUUUACCAUUCACAUAAUGAUUACACAGUGGAUCACAUUGUUAAAAAAAAAAUUUUAUUUAUUCGAAAGAAAACAAAAAUUAUUUAAAUUCUAUACAAAAAAAAAAU